Erinaceus europaeus (western European hedgehog) is the source of this 1145-nucleotide messenger RNA. RefSeq names its product TPD52 like 3 (gene TPD52L3). Lineage: Eukaryota; Metazoa; Chordata; Mammalia; Eulipotyphla; Erinaceidae. Gene Ontology annotation, cellular component: cytoplasm. The coding region runs from base 131 to 835 and encodes 234 amino acids. The record is from RefSeq and is a predicted model, not a curated record. The transcript has 2 exons.
CCGGAAGCCCCGCCUCUCUGAGCUCCACCUCCCACCUCGGCCCAGUCAGACCCCAUCUUCACCCGGAAGUGGGUGGAGAGCACCGGUGCAUCUACGGAUCCUUUAAGACAGCCAUCCCACCGGUCAGAACAUGGAUCCAUCAAGCCCAGAGUCCCACUCCACCAGGAUAGAGUCUGACCCUGCUGACCUAGAUUUCGACUUUGAUGGCCAAGAUGAUUUCUCUACUGGCCACAAGUUCGACUCCCUUUACCAAGAAUUGGACCUGGACUUUCUUAACGAAGAUCUUCUUUCUCAGUCCAUAUCAGGCACCAUGACGCAGACCUCUGGGGGCACUGAUGAACCCCACUCAACAGCCAAACCAGAGGUUCUCACAGAGGCCGAGCAAAAAGAACUCAAGCUAGAACUUGGUAAACUGGAGGCAGAGAUUGUCAUCCUACGCCAUGAGCUGGCUGCUAAAGAGAAACACUGCUUGGAGCUAAAAAGAAGGCUGGGCCUCACAGCCUCAAUGGGGCUAAAGCAAAAUCUGACCAAGAGCUGGCACGAUGUUCAGGUCUCCAACACCUACAUGAAGCAAAAGACCACAGCUGCUCUGUCAACGAUGGGCUCUGCCAUCUACAGGAAACUUGGCGACAUGAAAAAGUCGGCCACGUUCAGAUCUUUUGAAGGUCUGAUGGGGACAAUCAAGUCCAGAGUUGCGGGUGGCAGAGAGCUCAGCAGUGACUGCUUUCCUUCUUCAAUAUGGAGUGGAGAUGAUCCAUUUCCACUUCCUGGGAGUGGGAAUGAUCAAGUUGCUGGGUGUGGGGAUGACCUACUUCCUUUUCUGGAGGCUGAAUGAACACUUGAUAAUCUUCCCUGCAAGCUCUCCUAAGCAGUGAAAGAACCCCUUUCGAGCCCCCUUAACAAAUUCAACUCUUCCCAUCAAAAACAAGCAGUAAGACCACAAUGGUAAAGUCAAUUCAGGCAAUGGACAGAGCCCAGUUCUGAGAAAUGAGCCAGGAUAUAAUUCAUUUGGUAGAGUACAAGUCUUGCUAUAUGUGAAGCACUGGGUUUGAAUCUUAUCACCAGAGCACUGAGGAUGACAGCAGAGGAUCUCUGUGGAUGACAGACUGGUGCCUCUCUCAAAGAAAUAAAAAAAUGAGAAAUUG